Molecule: messenger RNA, 2043 nt
Organism: Pantherophis guttatus
Lineage: Eukaryota; Metazoa; Chordata; Lepidosauria; Squamata; Colubridae
Gene: CCDC112
Product: coiled-coil domain containing 112
Source: RefSeq, a predicted model, not a curated record
CCCCGGUUGAACAACGGGAGGCCGGGGGAUUGUGACUUGGCUGGAUAUAUCGAGCUGAAAUCAAACUCUCCACCCUACCUCGUCUUCCCAGUAAAUUACGCGACCUGGACCUUAGCUGAGCUACAAUUCCUGGAAUGCUGGCAGUUACCUUUUGCCGCCUCUGGAAGGCUCCAGAUAGGAGAAGUCUUAUGCUAGAAACUCUAUAGUUUGAUUCACCUGGGCAGUUAGCAGAAAUGUCCGGUGUCACAGGCUAUGGCCGAUUUCUUCCGAGACACGGCAUGGCAUGGACAAAGAAACCUCGUCCUUUUAAAGGGAGCGGAGGAUUCCUAACUGAAUCGGAUCAGUAGUUGAAGUCCUGUAUAGGAGAAAAGGGAGCGGAAGAAGCCCCAUGCAUUCGAGCUUGCAGAAUCAAAAAUCUUUAUACAAAUCUCUGCGGUGAUGAAAACCAUGAAUGGCAGCUGUUUUAGUGCUUCAGAUGCUCUUCAACAUUUUCAGAGCUGGAAGAUCAAAACUGAUCAAGUGAAGAAAAUUGAAUUUAUAAGAACAGGCAAUAAACUAAAAAAUCAACUUGUGAAACUUGAAAAGGAUAAGAAUGUUCUUCUUUUCAAUAAGAAGAGUGAUUUUAGGAUGGAAUAUUGCAUACUGGAAGAACUUGAACACAAAUUGACUAAAAACCGGAAAACAGAAAAAGCAAAAAUACAGCAAAAACUGACUAGAAUCCAUAGUGCUGUUAAGGGACUUCAGCGACAGCUAAAAGAUGUGAAACCAACUCCAGAAUUUGUUGACAAGCUUAGAGAAAUGAUGGAAGAAGCUGAAACAGCAAUAAGUUCUUUUAAAGAAGAGCAGCGACAAAUUUAUGAUGAACUUCUAAGAGAUGAGAAUGCUGCUACUAAUGAGAUCAGUGCCUUAGAAAGAAAAAUCGAGAUGUGGGCUGUAGGAACUUCAGCUGCAAGAAUUUUCAAGCAAUGUGUAUUUCCUUUACAUAAGGAAGUCCAAAAUCAGUUUCCUAAAGAGGUCCUUGAGCUUGAAAGAUUUCUUCAGCAAACUGGAGGAAGGCAAGGAGGUUGGGAUGAAUGUGAUCAUCAAAUCUUCCGAAAAAUUUGGAGAAAACAUAAAGGGAAACCAUCGUACAUCACUGAAACCCUAGAAUACCUUCCUGAUAGAACGAAGGAAGACAUUCAAUCACAUGAGAAAUGGCAUAAAGAAUUUCUAAUUUUAGAGUCACAGAAAAAGGAGGCCAUUCAAAAAUGGAAGAUGAAGAAACAAGAAAAAGGUAAAAUCUUAGUCCAGAAAGAGAAUCCUGAGGAAGAGCCCUCUGAUAUUCAACGUGAGCGUGAAGAAGCUCAGAAGCAGAAAACUGAAGAGGAAAGGAAAAAACGAUUAGCAGAGCUUGAAGCAUGGAAGAAAGACAAAGCACUUGCAACUGCAGCAAAACAGGAAGCUCAGUUAAAAGAGGAAGAAGAGAAGGAGAAAAAAAAGCAGAGGGAACGUCAGCGGCAACUUCAAAUGAAGUUACUGUUGGAAGAUUAUAGUAGAGAGAAAAAGGAACAAGAAGAGCUACUGAGACUUGAAAAAGAAAAAAGAGAGGAAGCUGAAAGGGAAGAGAAGAAAAGAUCUGCAGCAGAAGAAAUUGUUAAAUUCCAAGAACGAGAUCUGCAUAAACUUGAGCUGAAGUUUCUAGAAAAGCAGGCAAAGGAAGAUGAAAAGAUUGAAAAAGAAAAAAGAUUGUCUAAGCUGAGAAAGAAGGUUCACAUUAAUGUAACUCGGGAUCCAUGCAGGUUAUUCAGACCUACAAAAGUUUGGGAAGAACGAACAAAAGAGAUUGGACCUAUAGGUACAGGGCCAGUGUUGUACAUUCCUCAUAGGGCUGUCCCAAGUUGGCGACAGGGAUUAUAAUUGGACAUCUGCAAAUAAUUUAUUUGAAGAUAAUAUAACAACAUAAUGUAUUGUUGUUAGUUUGUAUUAUAUAUGAGAAAUGUUGUACAUAUACAUAUAAAUGUUAUGUUAAAUAAAAGUCAAGUAUAUAUUGUUUCAUUGUGUAAA